Penicillium soppii is the source of this 312-nucleotide messenger RNA. Its product is annotated as histone H4. The record is from RefSeq and is a predicted model, not a curated record. The coding region runs from base 1 to 312 and encodes 103 amino acids. Gene Ontology annotation, molecular function: structural constituent of chromatin; protein heterodimerization activity; DNA binding. The transcript is spliced from 2 exons. Gene Ontology annotation, biological process: nucleosome assembly. Gene Ontology annotation, cellular component: nucleosome. NCBI's taxonomy places the organism in Eukaryota, Fungi, Ascomycota, Eurotiomycetes, Eurotiales, Aspergillaceae.
AUGUCUGGACGCGGCAAAGGAGGCAAAGGUCUCGGCAAGGGCGGCGCCAAGCGCCACCGCAAGAUCUUGCGCGACAACAUCCAGGGAAUUACCAAGCCCGCCAUCCGUCGUCUUGCCCGCCGUGGUGGUGUCAAGCGUAUCUCCGCUAUGAUCUACGAGGAGACCCGUGGUGUGCUCAAGUCCUUCCUUGAGUCUGUUAUCCGCGACGCCGUCACCUACACCGAGCACGCCAAGCGCAAGACCGUCACUUCCCUCGAUGUCGUCUAUGCCCUCAAGCGCCAGGGCCGUACCCUCUACGGUUUCGGUGGUUAA